GUGCAGGAUCAUUCUCCUUGUAGCGGUGGACGCGGUGAGCACAAGAAUCGAUCGUCGAUCCUCAUAUUUUCGUGACAUUGCUGUUAUUUGCAAACUGGCCGGUGAACUGUAUGGUGGAUGAGCGUCCUGCACAUAAUUUAAAGAUGAAUUCGGUGGAAGAAGUGUAUGGUAGCGGAUGGGCAGCGUGGUGGAGGAAACAUUCAAUGGCAUUACAAAUUGGGACGACAAUUUCGUGCAAUAUCGCGUAUCUCGUGGACGCCGGAUACACGCGCAAGGCCGCGAUGCUUUCGAUGAUUUUGCUGGGUGGUGCUACUUUAUACUGUUUCUUCGGUCGUCGGCGGACAAUCAGUGCGCGGGAUCUUAUCGUGAUAACCGGUUGUAAUUCCGGUUUGGGUUACAGUCUAGCGAUGCACUGUCGCGCCAGGGGUGCGACGGUUUUGGCCGGAGUACGCGAAAUAGCAGCAGUGUCUAAUUCUAAUGCUGCCGUUGAAGCAUUGGAGAACAAGGGCAUUAUCGUUCACCAUCUCGAUAUCACGAAUGCACAAUCUACUCGGGAUUUUCGAGACAAAGUUAGGAAACUGUUGGAGGAGCAACAGUUAGUAUUGCGUGCAUUGGUCAAUAAUGCGGGGGUGAUGGUUUUCGGCGAAUUCGAAUGGCAAACGCAGCAUCUCGCGGAGCAUCAGAUCAAUGUGAAUCUGUUGGGAACGAUGAGAAUCACGCGAGAGUUGAUGCCAAUUUUACGAGGGAAUCGUAGUAGAAUAAUCAUGGUAUCCAGCCAUUGCGCCGAUCAGCCUCUGCCGGGUAUAAGUAUCUAUGGAGCUACGAAGGCCGCUCUCACCGCGUGGACCACUUCCCUUCGAACAGAAGUUGGCAAAUAUGGGAUCGAAGUGGUCUCUUUUAUACCUGGAGGCUUUGUAUCAGAAAGCAAUAUCAUGAAACGGCAACGGCUGCACUUUGAUGAAAUGAGACGACACAUGUCGGACGAAGCGAAACGAUUUUACGGCAACUAUUUCACUCGAUACGCGGAGUACUUUUCUCAGGUCUCGCCUACGAGAAAUCAAGGCAACGUAAAGGUCCUUUCGGAACCGAGGAUCUAUGAAAUCUUCGACAACGCUCUUCUCAAUAUCUAUCCUUCGGCGGUUUACAGAUGUGAGUCAUGGAGAUACUUCUUUUAUCGUGUGUUAAUUAAAAGCACACCGAUGUGGAUGCGUGAUCGAUUGGUACAACGCUUCGUCGUGGUACCGCCAUGGCAGACUGAUGAAAAAUGAAUUAUUAUCUUACUGAAUAGAAUUUUCCUUCAUUAUUGCAUUCGACAUCUUUUUGCAUGUUCUUCUUCUUUUCUAAUAAAUCUUUCUAAUAAAUCUUUUCUAAUAAAAAAAAA
This is a messenger RNA of Wasmannia auropunctata (little fire ant), 1381 nucleotides long. It is a transcript of the gene sro, whose product is annotated as D-beta-hydroxybutyrate dehydrogenase, mitochondrial. The record is from RefSeq and is a predicted model, not a curated record. The coding region runs from base 111 to 1268 and encodes 385 amino acids. Gene Ontology annotation, molecular function: oxidoreductase activity. Lineage: Eukaryota; Metazoa; Arthropoda; Insecta; Hymenoptera; Formicidae. The transcript has 6 exons.